Nilaparvata lugens (brown planthopper) is the source of this 1640-nucleotide messenger RNA. Its product is annotated as RNA polymerase II transcriptional coactivator. Gene Ontology annotation, molecular function: DNA binding; transcription coactivator activity. Gene Ontology annotation, cellular component: nucleus; transcription regulator complex. The transcript has 3 exons. Bases 210 to 575 code for a protein of 121 amino acids. NCBI's taxonomy places the organism in Eukaryota, Metazoa, Arthropoda, Insecta, Hemiptera, Delphacidae. Gene Ontology annotation, biological process: positive regulation of transcription initiation by RNA polymerase II. The record is from RefSeq and is a predicted model, not a curated record.
GUUAUUUGAAAGGCAGUUGUUGAUUGCGGCUUGCUUUGUUGUUGUGUUCGUUGUUCUUCCGGCAGCAAACUGCAUUUUUAAAAAAUCAUUUUGUAACUUGUAUCAAAUUAUUAUAGAUAAAACUGUAAUAACUAGUGAAAUCUAGCAUUGCCAGAUAAUAAAUAUAUACAGUUUGUUACCGUAUUUCAAACUAGUCUUUCAUUUUUAAAAUGCCGAAAAACAAGAAGCCCCAGUCAGCAUCAUCUGAAUCUGAUUCGGAUUCAGGACCUGAUGAUAGAAAACCCCAACCUCCGUCGAAAAAGUCGAAGCCAGCUAAGUCGGAGGGAGGAGAUAAAGGAGGCUCUGGCUCCUCCAUGAAGAAGAACGCAGAAGGUGAAUAUGAAUGGGAGCUGGAGGGGACAAAGGCGGUCAAAGUACGCGAAUUCAAAGGGAAAAUCUACGUCGACAUUCGCGAGUACUAUGAGAAGAACGGCAAACUCCUACCUGGAAAGAAAGGAAUCGCUCUAACAGUUUCACAGUGGAGAAAAUUGAAUGAAAUAGCUGGAGAAGUGGAUGAUGUUGUAAGUUCAUUGUAAUUGAAAAUCUUCUAAUAUGUCAUAUCCAUUGGACUCUUCUAGAAACACUAUUAUCUGCUAAGUAUUUUGUCCAUCCAAGUAUUGUAACAACUCAGAGUGACUGAAAUAAUUAUGAUUAUUACAAAACCUAGAAGUUUCUCUUUUCACAUUACUGUAUUGUUAAUGAGAUGUAAUAGACUACAUAUUUAUACUAUGUAUCUUACAGCCAAUUAAGCGUGUUUAAUUUUCCUCUAUCACAUUUUCAAAAUAUUUUCUAAUAGUAAAAAUGUCCAUCAAUCAAUAUUUUUCCCUUCAAAUUGAUACGCACUGGGUAUUAAAAUUAUAAAUAUUUGUACAGUGCCAACUAGAGAAUUUUUCAGUUUGUUUAUAUAUCAAGUUACAUUUCAUCAGGUUGUCUCUAAAGAACAUUUUAAAAUAUUGAGAGUUAGUCCCCAAAAAUCUCAUAUUGUUGAAUUAAUCAACAAACAAAAUGGUCUUCUACUACUAAAUGUUGAAGAACUUGAUCAAAAAUCUAUUAUUAUGCAUUUAAUUAAAUAAUGGGUAGGCUAUUGAUCAAUUUCCUUGAAUCAAUUUUUCCCUGCACAUUGAUGUGUAGGAUUAUUAUUUGUGAUCAUAUAUUAAAUAUAUAUCUAGUAUAAUUGAAAAAGUGUAGAAUUAAGGGUAGAAUCGUUCAGUUUGUCAACAUUACAUUAUUACGUAAUAUAAUUUCGCAUUAUUGUAAGUACAGUAGGCUUAUCAGUAUCACAAGAGGUUUGAUAAAAGGAAAAAAUUGAAAAAUAUUAUACAACAGUAUAAUUUCAAUCAAUCAAGUAUAUCAUUACAGCGACAGUAUCAAUAUGUCAGUACAUACAUAUGUAUAUCUACCAGAUUAAAAAGAACAAUGUGUUGAUUAACUCUAUUAACAAAAAUAAUUGUCAUUUAAAUCCAUAGCGAUACUUAUGACGUUUAUUUGUUGAAUUUUGUUCCUUGCAUUAGAUGUGUACUUUUUAUAAAUUAUUUUGUUUUGUAUCUUACUAUCUUGCUAGUGUUGAAUAAAGUUAAGAAUCGGUCAGUUUGUCUCAUAGA